GAUAUACAACUUCUUGUUGGGUAUGGUUGCCCUACAAUAGACAAGAAAGUUGUCUUCUCUGCAAAGUUGUUGAGGAAACAUGCUCAUCUUGAUGAAGGAGAUCUUAAGGAAUUCUUGCGAACGGGCAUAUUUGCUCACAAAUAAAGAAGAUGAGGCAAGAACAAUUGACAUCAUGCGUGUACUAAUGACAUAUGGGUUUGAUCCGGUAAACGGGUCAGUUGUCAAUGACUCACUUUUGAAGAAAAAACAAGUAAAGGCCGCAGUACGCAAAUUACUUCAUGAAGUGGUUAAAUUAAGUGCAAUUCCGAUAGACCCUAACCUUCCACCACCUAUCAUCAAAAGGCCGCCUCCCAAGGUCAAGCAAACGCCACCUCCUCCAAGAAGACGUGUUGGUCGUGAUGAUGUUGAGAUGAAAAAGGGCGACUGGCUUUGUCCAAAGUGUGACUUCAUGAAUUUUGCAAAGAACACAGAGUGUAUGCAAUGUGAUGCCAAACGACCAAAGAGACAACUGCUUCCAGGCGAAUGGGAAUGCCCUGAGUGUCAGUUUUUGAAUUACAGAAGAAAUAUGGAUUGUUUCCACUGUCAAUGCAAACGCCCAGCAGAUGAAUUUACUGAAAAUCAAUUGCGAGAAAGGCAAUUUGGUCAAAGGUCAAGAUUUGACAACACUCCAAGCAGGAAAGAAGUUUCUGAUGCAUGGAACUUUGAUUUUGAUGAAAAUGAAUCUGAUGGUGCUGAAGUCGCUGCUUUUGAGUAUGCAGAUUCCCGAAAAUUAGAUGAAGAUUUUUCAACAAACAGACAGAGAGAUGAUGAAAAUAUAUCACGACCUGACAACAAUCACUUUCAGAAUAGGAGGCCCCUAAGGCCUCAAGAAACAGGGUACUCAGGCUUUGGUGCUAAACCGGGUGUUGGGUUUGAUGAUUUUGAUGAUGAGGAAGACGAUGAUGUGAGUAAUUAUGAGUUAGAUACAAAACCGAGCAAUGCUUCAGUUAACUUUUCUGAUCUUGAUGUUGAUCCCGAGUCUGAAGAUGAGAAUUAUGAUGCUUGUAGGCCUGUUUCUUCUGUUUCUUCCCCAAGAAAUAAACGCACGUCAAAAUCUACUCGACGGAAAUCUGCAUAUUCUGAUGAUGGUAUUGAUUUUAACUCGGAUGAUGAUCUACCAGUUCAUCCAAACUGGAAAUCAAGUCACGUGGCUGAUUUCAGACACAGAAGCAGAGGCCCAAUGGGGAGCAAGUACGGCUCAGAUGAAGAUUCUGAUCUCAACUCUGGUGAUGAAGACUCGAGUGAUGAUGAUUUCCCACCUAAAAGAAAGGGACGGAUGAAUACAAGGUCAAACGAGUAUCGUAAAUCCAAAAAUGACUUUUCUGAUGAAGAUGACCGGUUCAGCGGAGAUAGAUCCAGAGGGAGAACACAGAUUCAUGAUAGAAGAAAGAAUCUUGGCAAGGGCUCGAGCUUUUCAAAAGGGCCAGGAUCAAGAGGUAACUAUGAUGGUCAUAGAAAAGAUUCAUAUGAGGGUGGUUCACGUGAUUUUAGAAGUCACAAACGUGAAAACUUCAGUGAGAAACAGAAUCACCGAUCAAAUAUGGCCCGAGGUUCUUCAGGUGGAGGAGCAGCUGACAGUUAUUUAGAUCAUGAAAGGUUUAGUAGGCCAAGGGUUAAUGUACGGUGAUUGAACUCAGCCAUUGGACGCCACUGCCAACUGAGUUAUAUUGGCCUACUAAACAUGGCAGGGAGAGUAUUAUCAUGAUACAAAGGUUCAUGAGAAUCCCGUUGUAAUCAUUUCAUUUGCUGGCCUAUGUGACGACCCAAGAAACGGAUUUAGGUGCAGAUUGUGAAUAAAGGGAGAAAUAUAACCUAAACAAAUUCGGUUGAAAGGUUAGAAAUCAGAAAUUAAAGGUUCUCUUUGUUAUAAUGUGAGAUGCUUUGUCAUACACUCAGGUUUGAUGAAAUAGUGAGAACUGUAGAGUUCGUGAAUUGUUUGGAACAAUAGUUUUGUUUUGUCAUAAACUUUUAUGAGGAAAAAAUAGACGCAUCUCCUUUUUGUA
This is a messenger RNA of Erigeron canadensis, 2042 nucleotides long. RefSeq lists its product as uncharacterized. Gene Ontology annotation, cellular component: cytoplasm. NCBI's taxonomy places the organism in Eukaryota, Viridiplantae, Streptophyta, Magnoliopsida, Asterales, Asteraceae. The record is from RefSeq and is a predicted model, not a curated record. The coding region runs from base 80 to 1666 and encodes 528 amino acids. Gene Ontology annotation, molecular function: mRNA binding. The transcript is spliced from 4 exons.